CUGUUCUGAUUACUGAAGCAGACAGAUUCUGUGAUUUUGGUUCUUGAGAAACUUGCAAAAAUCCGAUUCUGUAUAAUCAGUUUUUUUUGCUUCGUUCCGGGUUUCGAUUCAUGGAGUUUGUAAUUGAAGAAGGAAAGCAAGUGCAUGAAGAAUGCUCGACUUUGAUUCUCCCUGCAUUGUCAAUUGGCAAUGUGGGACAGCUAGCUGUUGAUCUUCUAGUGUCAUCUACUGGUGCAGAGAGAGUUGGUUAUCUCGACGAUCCAAAUCUGCUUCCUUGUGUUGGAAAUGACGCUUAUGGCUCUCUUCCUUGCGGCGAAAUCGCUCUUCCUCUCGAGGUUUAUGAGUCAUCUUCAACUGCUACGACUCUUGCUCAGCAAAGGUCUCCAGUUGCAAAGGGAAUGAUGAUUAAAUUUGCGGAGAAUAUAGCCGAUUUUGCUGCUUCGAGUGGAAAGAAGCAUGUUAUUGUGCUUUCGAGUUUAGACUUCCAACGGCUGCAUAACUUAGAUAUGUCAAGAGGCCCACAGGUGUAUUAUCUGUCAAACGCUGAAUCUGAUGGAAGAGAUGAUCACUGUGAAAAGCUCGGAUUUGGAAGAUUGCACGAGUAUGAUUCAGAGGGAAGAUGUUGGAAGUACCUUAGCUCUGUAUUUGAGGAGAACGGUAAAGAAGAGCUGACUUUCCCUUCAGAAGAUGAGCUCGAAGACAUGGACUACUACCCAAGCUUGCCAUUUGCAGCUCUUUUCUCAGCUUUUAAGGCAAGAGGCUUAAAAGUGACAUGCCUCCUAUGCUACUGCUCGGAAGGAGACAACAUUCCUGAUGCAUUUCUUCUAGCGGAGGCUGCAUCUAAGCUUACGGGUCUGAGUCCUGACAAGUUCCACGGGGAAGAAGGUGGGAAAUGGCGGAUACCAUAUUCAUGGAAGAGUAUGUAUGGAGCUCCUCCGGAUAUGUCCAUGUUUUAAAGACUGUUAUUGAAGCUCACAGAUGUCGGACAGAUAGUCUUAAAGUAAAAUGAUGAUACAACGAGAAGUCUAUGAACACUUGAGAUAGUUUUGUAAUCCGAUAGAGACCUUUUUCUGGGGUUUUUUCAAUCAUCAAAUCUGCUACUAUAGAUCAAACUUAACAAGUAAUUGAUUUCAUUAAUAGAA
This is a messenger RNA of Eutrema salsugineum, 1142 nucleotides long. Its product is annotated as proteasome assembly chaperone 2. NCBI's taxonomy places the organism in Eukaryota, Viridiplantae, Streptophyta, Magnoliopsida, Brassicales, Brassicaceae. Gene Ontology annotation, biological process: proteasome assembly. Gene Ontology annotation, cellular component: cytosol; nucleus. The record is from RefSeq and is a predicted model, not a curated record. The coding region runs from base 111 to 956 and encodes 281 amino acids. The transcript has 7 exons.